Blumeria graminis f. sp. triticale is the source of this 1773-nucleotide messenger RNA. Lineage: Eukaryota; Fungi; Ascomycota; Leotiomycetes; Helotiales; Erysiphaceae. The record is from the annotation of a GenBank genome assembly.
AUGCGCAGCCCCAAAGGAUUUGAUGUUGCCAACAAUGAGGCGAAAGAUAGCCAUGAAGUGUCCUUGCUAUCACAACCGGAGCAGAUGCAGUUGAUUUUCCCCUUAAUACAAUCUGAAGGAAAUGUGGGAAGUUUAGCGCCGAUAAAAACUGUAGAUAUGAUCUUAACUCAUGACAUCACAAGACUGAGGGAUCAAACAGGCAAUGAAGCUGGUGAAGAGGAUGCGGAAUACGAAGGAGAUUCUGGAUAUGGGAUUACCCUAUAUAACCGCCGAGGCGAAGGUCGAAGAAGCACUAUGCUGCAGCGUCGGGAUCGGCCCCGUGCAGCUCUGUUUCAAGAGCUGAAACCCUGUCUGCCUCGUCUAUCUACCACCACCAACGAGUCGAUUUCCUAUUCUGACAGCACCAAUCUCCGUCACAAGCCAUUUUCGGACCUAAUUGAUGAGCUUCUGGAAGCGAAUUAUUCAAGCUCGGAAAAAUCGGCCAAUCUAAGCAGCCGCCCAUCUCUCACCUCCUUGUCAGAGAGCUCAAUAGCCUCAUCAUCCUGCAAACACUCACCAGUUCCUCUUAAUUCCUGUGGGAACCCCUUAGAAGGCGUCGAAAUCAGCCCAAGUACCCUCUAUUCUACUCCUGGCCAUAGACGUAAGUCUUCCGGCUACCUGGAAAAAGAUUCAAGUACCUACGUGUAUCCCCUGAAGCAAGCCAGUGGACUCACCCCAAUUAAACCGUCUUCCAUUCCUUGUAGUCGUCCAGUCCUUCGUAGCGCUACCAAAUAUCGAACUUUCUCAAAUCCUCAAGCUUCGUCGCACUUUGGAACCAAAAGGGUCUCGAGCACACCAAGGCGAACACCAGUCUCUUCCUGCUCCUCAUAUAGUGAGUCACAUGAAAUACCCGGAUUCGAGGACAAACAGCCUCAUUUUAUGCAUAAUAGCUACUACAACAAUAUAUCCAGUCUCAAACUUAAGAAUUCCGAGUGUACCGGCAUGUCUAACCAAAGCACUACGGAAGAGCGUCAGAGAAUAAUCAGCAAUAAUCGAUCUAUACGGGUCAUCAAAAACGAGUUAGAGAGUCUACUCGAAAGAGAGGCUAUUAGCGAUGACGCGUACGAGAGUAUAAUGUCUACUCUUCCCGCCGAGUUAUCCUUAAAUGGAACGACGGGGGUCCGGAAUGCAGCCAAAGCCAAUGUAUCUGCGACGCCUGCAGCCUCAAAUACACCAGUCAAUGUAACAACUAAUGCUAUGAACAGUCUUCAACUUGGCAAUAACAACCAGUCAUCUACUCCCUCCCUUCCUAGGCGGGAUCCUGUUACCCCGCCAGUCAGACCCGAGCUAACGCGCGCUAUGGCACUCUACCGAUAUGCCGAACCCGGGGACUGCAACUUUGAAGCCGGUGAUAUGAUCGCCGUCUAUGAGUACAUGAAUACCGAUUGGUGGCUGGGAAAGAAUCUGAGGACAGGGCAGGAGGGUGUCUUUCCCCACAAUUACGUACAAGUCCAACCUAUCGCCGGGCCAGGGAUGUACAGUAACGAGAAGGCCAAUACUUAUGGAAAUGGAUAUCCUGGACCUUACCAAGCUCAGGCCAUGCCACCACCUGCGUCAUCUAAUCCGUAUAAUAGUUCUGUGCCUCCGAUGCAGGUUGCAGAGCAGCAGACAACCGAUGGCAAGCCAAGUAAGGGCGGGGAGAUGGGUAAGAAAAUAGGAAAAAAGCUAGGGAAUGCGGCUAUCUUUGGUGCUGGUGCCACAAUGGGAGGAAACCUUGUCAACUCAAUUUUUUAG